Chelonia mydas (Green sea turtle) is the source of this 4635-nucleotide messenger RNA. It is a transcript of the gene LRRC3C, whose product is annotated as leucine rich repeat containing 3C. Gene Ontology annotation, cellular component: plasma membrane. The transcript has 3 exons. The record is from RefSeq and is a predicted model, not a curated record. Gene Ontology annotation, molecular function: protein binding. Lineage: Eukaryota; Metazoa; Chordata; Testudines; Cheloniidae. The coding region runs from base 1062 to 1844 and encodes 260 amino acids.
CAUAGCUGAAUGGGAAAAUAAGGAAGCAUACAAAGCCUGUUCUCUGCACCUUACAACAACUCCCCUGAUCUUCAGGGUUACUCUGGAUUGCUCUUAUAACAGAUCUUUUUUUUUUUUUUUUUUAAGAACUGUUUAACCCACCUAACCCUCUGCUAUCUCUGCCUCCAGCCCUCUUUCAAAUCAUUCGAGGAGAGGUAGCUAAAAUCUCCGUCUAAUCCAUUUGCCAGUAUACAGGGGCCAGAUACCUGGGUAGAUCUCUGAGAAAAGAGGUGUUGAGUUGAUUCUGCUAAAAUGAAUCCUGCAGCUACUGCCUGAGUGCUUUGCUUCUCCCCAAACGAAUGGGCUUUUCCCCCCCUGGCUGCAUGGAGACUCUCGCUCGGUCGCUCCAGGCGGAGUUUUCAAUCCCCUGAGGACGGAUAUCAUUCUCCGGCGAGGAAAAAUCCACCGCUUUCUCUCUCUCUCUCUCACACACACAGAGUCUCAGACAGAUACGCACACACCCCCAGCAUCUGGGCACCCGCUUGCUUCCCUCUAGCAUCUGUAGCUUUGCCUGCAAUUUCUUUAUAGAACAGUGCUGAGCCGGAAGGCUAUUUUUUAUUACAUCUCUUUUUUUUUUUUUUUUUGCACAUCUGGCUGCACCUUACAGGCCCCCCCCCCGCCCCCCAUGCGCUGGAAUAGAAACCUAUUUCCAAAGAUCAGGAUCCCCCAGCCCGCUUCCAGUUCAGAGAGGGGUACCGUAAAAACAGGAGCUGCUGUGAUGCCUGCUUUUGAAGAAAUCGUAGCUGGUUUCUCUCUCUUUCUGUCUCUUUCCCCUCUCCAGUUCCAGGACUUUGAGUAGACGCAGAAAGACGCAACUGACUAAAGAGUAAACGGCCUUGUCAGGGCGCUGUCCCCCGUCAGCUGCAUCGUCCAUCGAGGCUGCCCACUCCCCCAGUCCUGCUCCAUGCGCCGCCGUUGUGUUUUCAGUCUGACUUUAGAUGAUACGAUGAAUCCAGUGGCCCGCUUGAGAGAGAGAGACAGCUGAUGAGCAAGUGGCCACAUGAUUAUGCAGACACCCCACCAUGCCUCUAGUAGACUGGUACCUCCGCCACUCGGUUACCAUGUGGCUGCUGCUCCAGAGCUUUGUCCUGAUGACCUUUUGUUUCCAUCCGGCCACUACCUUUCCUAAGGGCUGCUACCAUGCAGAAGAGGACGGUUAUAAAACCUUCCGGUGCAGCAAAGCUCAGCUCACAGAGGUCCCUAAGGACAUACCCAACGACACUAACAAGCUCUACCUGGAUUUCAACCAGAUUGCCUUCCUCCCCGUUGACGCCUUUCGGAACCUGCCGGUCCUGCUGGAGCUCGAUCUGUCUCACAAUGCCAUUGUCAGGAUAGAAAGUGGGGCUUUCCGGGGCUUGUCGGAGCACUUGCAUUCCCUGGAUUUGUCCUCAAACAAGCUGGUGUCGGUCAAUAAGGAUGUCUUUAGCAAUCUGAAGGCCAAGGUCAAUCUCUCCAGCAACCCUUGGCUGUGCGACUGCAGGCUCCAGGAGCUGAUCAGGACAGUGGACCUGGUUGCUGGGUCCUCUGGGAGCAUUGUUUGCGACUCCUCUACUAAGGAGGAACACAUUGGCAAGCCCUUCCUGCAAGUGGUCACAGACAUGGACUUCUGCAGUGUUUACAAAAAGACCACGGACAUAGCCAUGCUGGUCACCAUGUUCGGCUGGUUCGCCAUGGUGAUCUCCUACCUGGUCUACUAUGUCCGGCAGAACCAAGAAGACGCCCGUCGGCACCUUGAGUACCUGAAGUCCUUGCCCAGCAAGCAGAGGAAGUCAGAAGAGUCCUCCACCAUCAGCACCGUGGUGUGACUGAAAAACCGCUUCCUCCUGCUGCAACUCCAGCAAACGUAGGACCCCUGGGGGAGUUCGUGGAAAGACCCCUGCUGAGUUUCAUGGGUAUUCAAUCAGCUCCAUAGACACACAAUGUUAGUUAACAACAACAACAACAUUAGUUUUGACCUUUGGAAAAUAAACAGAUGGUUUCAGGAGACGCAGCCCCGCGUGUUCAGAACAAAACAGGAGCAGGGAAGGCUUGGCCUCUAUCCACAAUUCUGCAGAACAAGAGCCAACAGGGCUGUGAUCUACAGCAAUUAGUGAGGGCUCAGUGAAGCCACGAGGGAUUUGGGCAUCUGUUUAUUGUGUUGAAUAACAGAGGGAAAAGAAAAGAAACCCAGUGUGUCUCCUCAAGCAUACAGUAAUUACGCAAAUGAUUCCCCUUUCAGACGUUAAACUUAAUUUUAAAAGAAUUUUAUAUACUUUACAGGACUCCAUUAAGGUGUUAAAAAAAAUCUGUGGUUCAGACACUCUCUGUCUACUUCCUUCACUCUCAGGAAGGGAUGUUUCCAGCAACCUGGUGAUGCCCCAAGAAGACACUGCAGAGUCUCAGAGAACAGUGUUGUACCCUUACUAUAUAGUCCUCCUGGCUUUUGCGGAAUAUUGGGAAUACUGGGUAUCACGUCAAACUAAAGAGAUUAAAGCAAAUCCCAACUGCUGGAGGGUGGUAUGAGCUAACCCCUCAUAGGAUCUUGAGUUAAAAACCUGCCCCUUCUUCCAUCAGAGGGCCAGUAAGGUCAGUGAGAGCUGAAGAUGCUCUGCACCUCAUAAAUUUGGUCCCUAACAGAGAUAUGAGGCAGAAAGGGAUUUUAUCAUUAGAGAUGGAUGAGUCUGUUAGGAUAAAAUAAAAUCCAUCUCCGUGCCCCUAAAAUAUCCCCCUCUUUUAGAAACAAAUCUGAAAUGAGCUUUUUGAGGUUCUGAAAUGUUUACUUCACUUCUGCUCGCUGGGACUAGAAAAGUCAAAAUGCGAGCCAUCCUCAGAGUUUUUCCAGCCACAACAACACAUGCUGGGAUUCUGCUGAGAGAGCCCUUCCCCUGAGAUUGUCCAUAGACCUGGAGGGUCCCCCCGGGGUCUCAGUCAUAGGUAGGAUAUAAGAUAUACACAUAGCAGGUCCAGCCACUAGAUGGAGGACUUUGUGAAUUGGGAAAAAGUCGUGCUCCAGUGUCUCUCUCCAGCACUGGAACAUGUAAAGGAAGGGACACACCUUCUGGCAUGAGAGAAUCUUCUCAUUUGCAGUAAGGGCUCUACACCAGAGGUGUGACUAGCAUUCAAUGGCUGAGCCUCAAUCUUACUUCCCUGCCCCAAUCACAUGAACUGAUUUAUAAUGUAUUUGGGGGUAGGGCUCUCUGUAGCUUAAACAUUUACAAGUCAGCCUGCUUCGGCCCAAACCACUCAGCUGGCUCAAUAUGUAGGACCCUUUGGGUCUCCUACUUUCCCAGUGGAUACUGGUCAUGGCCAGAAGGCAUUGCCUUGAAGUGGGGAGUUUCCUCACCAUCUUGUAUCUAACUGCCUCCAGAAGAGAGGACUUUGGUCAUCAUGUUUACUUUAGGACUCACAAGUUUGUCGACCUAUCACUGUGACAUGUUGGGAGAAAAAAGGAUGUGAUGGGUUAGAGUGAAGCCACAGCUAAGUUUCUUUCUUCUUCUUCUCUUUCUGUCUCUCUCUCUCCUCUGUUGGCAAGUGGCCUCAUCCCUCACCCUCACCAAAAACCCCAACAUCUCCUCUCUAUGUUUCCAGUAUUGGGGCAUAGAAUCCCCCCCAGCCCCAUGUUCAGAAACAAUAUUUGAAUAUCCAAUAAUUAGAGAGGGGCCUGAACCACUAAAUUUUGGAACUUGAUUGAACUAUCUCCAAGGUUUGGGGGUGUUUGGAUCAGAGGUUUUGGGAUGACCUUUGAUGGAGGACAGCUGCAAAGUCUGAAUCAAGAUUCAUCUGCUGUUUAAAGAAAGAAAAGCCAACCGGAACCAGAAUCUUAAAAUUUAACAGCUGGAUCUACCUCUGGCCCAGGACGAAAAGGCUGCAAAGCUGUUUUGUUUUGUUGCAUCCAGUCUAAACGGACUAAAGAUAAAUUGCCUGAAUCUGUCAAGGUCAUGAAUCAAAGCUCUUUGAACUCAAUCUUUCCUUUGAUUUGAGUGGGUUUUGGAUCAGGCCCCAAGUCUCUCUCCUUGCUUGUGUAGUUCUGACAGCAACCAACCAUUAUAUUAUAUUACUAUUAGAGAUGAUCCUACUGCAGAAAAACCUGGAUUCAAAUCCUAAUGAUGAACUGACCUCUCACAACAUUUUGGGGGUGUUUAGAUGUUAGGUCUAGGUUCAGGUCCCUCCCUGACAAGCAUGAGACCAAAUUAUCCAGAAUCAUCAAAAACAACAUUUGAGUAGCGGGGGAGGGGAAGUUGGUGAAAUCUCCAAAUGAUCUGGAAGAGAUUUAGAGGUGGGAAGCAGCGAAAGUUCACUUGGUGCUCAUGAGAAAAUCUGAUGUCCCAUGCACAAAUGCCCUCAGAGCUGCUCAGAUAUAUUCAGAAGUGCCUACUUUCCAAACAUCUGCAGGGUUCCUGCAUCAUGCACAAACACCUUUUGACUCUGUCUGAUGCCACUUUUGUGCAUUGACAGUGAAGAUCGUUUAACAAGUUUUCCCUUUACAAAUCUAUCUGAUGUGCUGGAAAAUGGAAGGCUGAAAGCAGCUAAUUCAAUGACCUGGGUUGUCCAGAUGUCCACAUUAAAACCAAAUGUGAAUUAAUGAACUGCAUAUUUCCCCCCCUGCCAUCAAUCCCC